AUGAAAACAAACGGUCAAGUAAGGAAAAAGUUAUUCAAGGGACAACGCCGGACGGACGGACACACAAACAGAACUAUUCCUUUAAAACACGCGUGGACAAUGGAAGAAAGGAGUGCCUGGAUCGGAAUGCAAAUGGAAAUACAACAAUUCAGAUGGAAUAUGUACACGGGAUAUUGCUCAGGAAAAAUUUGGAUCGAAACACUUCACAACGUCGUAAGAAGUAUCAUUCCCUCCAACACGACCCUUAAACAUGAUAAGAGAGGAAAUUGGCGAUUUAUAUUCAUUUCCAAUUAUACGACAGGACUUGAUAAGUUAAAAAAUGCACCUUUCGACGAAGAUACAGUAUACAAAAAUCUAUACUGGCACCGAGUCGAGCAUAUUAAUCCAUUUCAAUCUGCAAUUGCUUGUUAUGAAAAAGCGAAUCUUGGAUAUGGUUUUAAAAUUAUGUGCUUGUUCGGAUUUGAAAAGGAUAUAGACGUGAGUAGCUGGAAAUCAAGACGCGGAAACAUGAACUGUGGACCAAACUACAGAAAGGAGCAAACUACAGAAAGGAGCAAACUACAGAAAGGAGCUUAUGUGUUGUGGAAGAGACGCCAAACGGCAACUCUACCAAAAGAAUUGGAGGAUUACGUGGAAGUGGAUGGAGAUGAUUAUGAUGAGGAUUUUCCAACUGGAGAACCUCUUCUCGAUUCUGGAUUUGAGAAUUUUUUGCAGUUUUGGAUUACUGUAGUUUUUGUUCUUUGUCACUGUGCCAUCUUGAUAAUCCACGACCAUAAAAUUAAUGUUUGCCAACUCAAAAAUCGAAAUCAGUUUUCAAUAUAUUUUCCAAUUGAUAACAAGAUAAUCACCAUUAAAAUGAAAACAAUCUUUAUCAUGUUUUUAUUGAUAUCGACUUUAAUUAUCACUAGUUCUACGGUUACUCUGGAUAAACAACAAUCUGAUUUUAUUGAUUCAAUCAAUAAGGAAAGAAGGUACUUUGCAAAGGCAAAGCAAAUUGGAAACAUGCACAAAUUGUAUUGUGACCAGAAUUUACAAAUAUUUGUGAACCAGCUGAAAGUCGAGGAUUCCCGUAAUAACUCGUAUCUUACACCAGUCUUGAGUAUGGAUCAAAACGGGAUCAGUGAGCUGAACAGAGCAAGAGACAAAUGGUGGCCAAACAAUACCGAUUUCGUUUUCGUCUAUACCAGACAUGAGUACAUGUAUCCGUUGCAGACUACUGUAGCUUGCGUGAGAACAGAAUUCUGGCCACGCUACAACUAUUCUUGUUUUUUCGGUCCAAAGUGA
Caenorhabditis briggsae is the source of this 1284-nucleotide messenger RNA. NCBI's taxonomy places the organism in Eukaryota, Metazoa, Nematoda, Chromadorea, Rhabditida, Rhabditidae. The coding region runs from base 1 to 1284 and encodes 427 amino acids. The record is from RefSeq and is a predicted model, not a curated record. The transcript is spliced from 7 exons.